AUGAGUCCUGCAUCCGCAACAAAUGAUAAUGCCAAGGUUAAGUCCACACAACCACAAUCUGAGGCUGACAAGAAGGCCGAAAGGCUCGCCAGACUAGAGGCCUGGAAGAAGAAGAAGGAAAGCAAGGCCGCCAAAGAAAAUGACGCCAACCCUCUACAGACGAGGAAGCUGUUGGCUGAGAUGGACGAAAAGGCGAACCGGCCCGCUGCCGCCGUCUCACCCGUUGUUGAGUCCCCGUCUCUGCCUCUUCUGCCCCAAGGCCAACGUCUGUACCUGCAGAUGCAUCCCCCGCUACGCUCUGCCCUCGGCUCUAUCCCAGUGACAAACGGCACCGCCAAAGCUAUGCCGGCCCCGUCGCCCAAGCCAUCCGGCCUCUUGUCAAACCGUGGAAACAUGAGUAGCUUCGGCUUCCAGAAGCAGGGGGACAAGCUUGCUAGCAAACGCAAGAUCAACUUAGAUGAGGAAGUCGCGUCACAAAGAAAACUAGUCAAGUUGCCCUCGCUUCCUAUUGAGGCCGAUGACACACCAUACGCUGACCAAGAUGAUGGAGAAUCUGACGCUGAUGAUGUGGUUGCGACUGAGGAGGAGGAAGCCGCCGCAGUCCGCGCAGCCCACGAGAAGCGCCUACAGCAAGAAAACCAAGGUGCUGACGAACCAGCUGAUGCUGUCAUGGCCGACAGCACCGCGCUUAAGCCUAAUGGUGCCGCUGUCGAAGAGUCUGCUGUGGCGGCGGAGCCUGAGGAGCCUCAGGUUACCGAAGAUUCAAUGGAGGUGGACAAGGAAGAGGACCUUGAUGUCGACCCUCUCGAUGCCUUCAUGGCGGAUCUCCGGACCCAGCCCAAGAAGAAUGGGCCGACGCGGACAGGCACUGCCAAAAACGCUCCGGAACCCGAAGCAUAUUAUAGUGAUGAUGAUUUCGCCUUUAGGGAGAAGGGCAGCAUCAAUGCCCUUGCGCAGCCUAUCAAGCGUCGCAAGAACAAGGACUUGCCAACGGUUGAUUACAGCAAACUUGACCUUGAGCCCAUCCGAAAGAACUUUUGGGUCGAACCGGCCGAAUUGAGCGCGCUGACGGAGGCCGAGGCAACCGAGCUACGGCUUGAGCUCGACGGCAUCAAGGUGUCUGGUAAGGAUAUACCGCGACCCGUUCAGAAAUGGGCUCAGUGCGGCUUGACUCGCCAAACACUAGAUGCCAUUGACAAUCUUGGCUACGAGAAGCCUACGCCUAUUCAGAUGCAGGCUUUGCCGGUCAUCAUGUCUGGUCGCGAUGUUAUCGGGGUUGCCAAGACCGGGUCCGGCAAGACAAUUGCGUUCUUGCUGCCCAUGUUCCGGCAUAUUAAGGACCAGUCACCCCUCAAGGAUAAUGAAGGGCCUAUUGGCCUAAUCAUGACGCCGACAAGAGAAUUGGCUGUGCAGAUCCACCGUGACUCGUGGUGCCGAGAUCGUGGUAUGCACCCUGGCCGCAUGAUUGACUUGCUAGCCGCGAAUCAAGGACGAGUAACGAACUUGAGGAGAGUCACGUACGUAGUCCUUGAUGAAGCCGACAGAAUGUUCGACAUGGGCUUUGAGCCUCAGGUCAUGAAGAUUUUUGCCAACAUGCGACCGGAUAAGCAAACUAUCCUGUUCUCUGCGACCAUGCCUCGUAUUAUCGAUGCCUUGACUAAGAAAGUUUUGAAGAAUCCGGUAGAGAUUACCGUAGGAGGUAGGAGCGUUGUGGCCGCAGAAAUCACCCAGUUGGUCGAGGUCCGCGAUGAAAAAUCCAAGUUUCUCCGGUUGCUCGAGCUUCUUGGUGAGCUCUAUGACACGGAUGAGGACGCCAGGACAUUGAUCUUUGUUGAACGUCAGGAAAAGGCAGAUGAUCUGCUCAAGGAACUGAUGGUCAAGGGAUACCCCUGCAUGUCAAUCCACGGUGGCAAGGAUCAGGUGGACCGAGACUCGACCAUAUCUGAUUUCAAGAAGGGAAUUGUUCCAAUCCUUAUCGCUACCUCCAUUGCUGCGCGAGGUCUUGAUGUCAAGCAGCUCAAGCUUGUUGUCAAUUAUGAUGCUCCAAACCACUUGGAGGACUAUGUCCACCGUGCCGGUCGAACAGGCCGUGCUGGAAACAAGGGUACUGCCGUCACUUUCGUGACUGAGGAGCAAGAGAACUGCGCGGCGUGCAUCGCCAAGGCCCUCGAGCAGAGCGGCCAGCCUGUACCCGAUCGUAUCAAGGAGCUACGGACGGCCUACCGAGACAAGGUUAAGUCUGGGAAGGCGAAAGAGUCGUCCGGUUUUGGUGGCAAAGGCCUCGACAAGCUUGACCAGGAGCGAGAGGCUGCACGCAUGCGCGAGAGAAAGACACACAAGGCCGAGGGCGAGGAGGAAGACUUCAAGGAGGACAGCAAGCCCACCGAGGAGGAUAAAUCCAAAUCUGGUGCUAGCAUCAAGGCCGCUGUAUCGGCUAUUGUCUCUCGCGAAGCAGCCAAGGCACAGGCCGAGGCGGGCACGAAUGCCAAAGAAGCCCCCAACUCCAAGGAUCCGCUUGACAAGGUUUCGUCUGCUGUCAGCGCGAUCAAUUCCCGUCUCGGAAAGGCUGGACAGCUUCGUACGGGCCAACCCAUAGACAACAAGGGACCUGAUGCGGGAGCAUUCCACGCGACGCUCGAGAUCAAUGACUUCCCUCAGAAGGCGCGAUGGGCUGUGACCAACCGCACUAACGUUGCCAAGAUCCUUGAGGCCACCAGCACAUCCAUUACCACCAAGGGAACGUUUUACCCGCUUGGCAAGGACCCUCCUCCGGGCGCUGAUCCUAAGCUCUAUAUUCUCGUGGAAGGAGAUACUGAGCUUGUAGUUGCCAUGGCUCUUCAGGAGCUCACUAGAUUGCUCGAGGAGGGCACGAGGGCUGCGGAAGAUGCCAUGAGCCGAGCCCCAGCGUCGGGGAGAUAUACCGUCACUUAG
This is a messenger RNA of Parascedosporium putredinis, 2931 nucleotides long. NCBI's taxonomy places the organism in Eukaryota, Fungi, Ascomycota, Sordariomycetes, Microascales, Microascaceae. The record is from the annotation of a GenBank genome assembly.